GGGCUUACCAAAAGAGAAGAGAGUCAAGUCAGCCAAACCUCAAAACUCGGGGAAAGUACAGAUCAAUACACGAAAGGAGUUGCAGGAUUUUUGUCUGAAUGAGACCCAAAAAGUUUUGAUUUUGGCCUUCGCCCUCCAAAAGAAACAACACGUUCCUACGUUCGAACAGACGCCCGUCUUCUUCUUUCGACGUUCUCUCUUCGAAAUCGAAACCCAAAAAACCGAAAGACACACAAAAAGGGCGAAAAGAGAAAAACAAGGAAAAGAAAAGAUGAAACAGACAAGAAAGAGAAGAGAAGCAAUGCGUUCUUUCAUUGCGUUUGGAAGCGGUUUUUAAGGUGGAGAGCAGAAGUCGCAGGCGAAGCAUUCACCACCUGUCAACAACCAGCAGAGAGAGAGAGAGAGGAGAGAGAGAGAGAGAGUUCCGUCUCUUAUAAAAGUUUAACCAUAGUGAAUUCUCACCCAUAGCUCAGGGUGAUUGGCUUCAGAGGCUGAGAGCUUCACAUUGGUCUAUCUAUGGUAAACUCUGCUCUACCUCUCUUCUUCUUCUACUUCUUUGGUGAUUUUAUUUUAAUGUCUGUUCUGGGCUUUUGAUCUUUUUUUUUUCCCCUUCCUUUUUUUCCUUUUUGUCCCUCCUUUCUGUGACGAGCUGUGCGUCUGUUCAUGGCGGAGGUUGCAGCAAGAAUGGCACCUCCUACUUUCUUUUUUUCUGGUUAUCUAUGGCAUCGUGAUAUGGAUUAUGGCAGAAGGCCCGUGAAGAUACUGAUAGAUCCAGUAAAUCGUAAAAAGCGACAUGCUGUAUUAACUUCAUCUGCUUCUGCUCAAGGUAGCAGAAAUUGUAAAGCCUAUCCUUGCUUGCUUAUUGCUUUAUCAGCAUCUUUGCAUUUUCUGUCUCAGCGUCAUGCUUCUGCUACUUGUUUGUUAGAUUUGAGACUUUUAGACAUGGAAAAGGGAAAACACGAUGAGUCAUCCCCAAGAGGAGUAAUAGAAGCCUGCAUCAGAAGAUUGGAACCAGAAGCGGAAUCUCACGAGGACAAAUGCGAGGAAGAGGAAAUUCACUGCUCAAAUUCAAGGGCACUUUCUCACUGGAGAAGAUUUUUCACUUUAUGGAAGAGAAAAUCAAUCAAACGGUUAGCCUCUUUUCCUCCUCUUGCCGUGCCGAAACUAUCCAAGAGAAAGAGCGGGAGCACUAGAGAGAACAUAACUCCUGUGUUGAGUGAUAUAUACAACUCCAAGUCCUCAUUGUUGCAUUUCACCUUUUCUGAGCUACAAAUGGCAACCAACAACUUUAGCCCUGAAAACUUAAUUGGCAAGGGUGGAUAUGCUGAAGUAUUCAAGGGGUCUCUGCAAAACGGACAGUUGGUUGCGGUGAAGCGGCUGAACAAAGGAACAGCAGAUGAAAGGAUUGCAAGUUUUCUCUCUGAAUUGGGUACCAUUGCCCAUGUUAAUCACCCUAACAUCGCUAAGUUAAUUGGCUGCGGAGUUGAAGGAGGAAUGCACAUCGUUUUUCAAUUAUCUGCUCUAGGAAGUUUAGGAUCUGUUCUUCAUGGAUCGAAGGCUAAUCUAGGAUGGGAUAAGAGGUAUAAAAUUGCUCUAGGGACGGCAGAUGGUCUUCUUUAUCUACAUGAAAGUUGUCAAAGGCGAAUCAUCCAUAGAGAUAUCAAGGCUGAUAACAUCCUUCUUGCCAAGGAUUUCGAACCUCAGAUAUGUGACUUUGGGCUUGCCAAAUGGCUACCAAAACAGUGGACUCACCACAAUGUGUCCAAAUUUGAAGGAACAUUUGGCUACUUCGCCCCCGAGUACUUCAUGCACGGGAUAGUGGACGAGAAGACUGAUGUAUAUGCCUUUGGGGUUCUGCUUUUGGAGCUCAUUACUGGGCAAAAAGCAUUGGAUCAUCUAGGCAGAAGCCUAGUUCUUUGGGCAAAACCUCUCCUGGAUGACAAUGUUAUUGAGGGUCUUAUUGAUCCUUCCCUUGGUGAUGACUACAACUCCGACGAAAUGGAUUGUGUGAUAAUGACUGCCUCGUUGUGCAUCGAGCAGUCUCCUAUUCUGCGUCCUCAAAUGAAUCAGGUCACCAUAUUGCUGAGAGGAGAAAGUUUCAUGUCGGAGUGUACAGAAGAAGGUCAGAGGCGUUCCCUCCAGAGAACCUACUCAGAAGAGCUCCUGGACGCGCAAGAAUACAACUCGACGAGGUACUUGAGCGAUCUCAAACGCCACAACGAGGUGGCUUUGAGCUCUUGACACCGACUGUUCACAUUGCAUUACAUAUUCGACCGGUUGGCAUUAGUCAAAUAGAACCUUUUUUUUUUUUUCGAGCCAGAGAGUGUUUAGGAGUCCCCUGGUAAUGCAUGUGCUGCUAUUUCGUGGCCUGUGAACCCAUUUAUGAUCUUCAAGACACAAGCCCUGGAUGAGAUAUUCAACCGGUUAGCAUUAGUCGGAUUAUAGCGAAUCCGAACUCAUCAUUCAGUUCUUACGCGGGAACAUGAUCCUCUCCUGUCAAAUUCCCGAAAAUACAUGAGAGGAAACUGUUUUUCGUG
This is a messenger RNA of Rhodamnia argentea, 2537 nucleotides long. RefSeq names its product receptor-like cytosolic serine/threonine-protein kinase RBK2. The record is from RefSeq and is a predicted model, not a curated record. Lineage: Eukaryota; Viridiplantae; Streptophyta; Magnoliopsida; Myrtales; Myrtaceae. Gene Ontology annotation, biological process: protein phosphorylation. Bases 664 to 2241 code for a protein of 525 amino acids. The transcript has 9 exons. Gene Ontology annotation, molecular function: protein kinase activity; ATP binding.